CGCCGGUUAUACGGAGGCGUUUAUUCAAACUCUUGCGCAGACCCGUUCGAAUAGCGUUCAUGCGCGGAGCCUCCUCUUGAACGCGCUUCAUCGUUUUUGUUUUGUGAUCGACGUGAUAUUACCUCAAGUAACUCCGCACCAACGAGAAGGAAUUGAUAAAAAGCAGGUUUCGGGCUUUCGCAUCACGAUCUUACAACCUAAAUCGCGGCUUUUAGUGCAAAUUGACGUCAAUAGAGAGGGAUCGGUCAUCACCGAUGUACCUCAAAACAACGAAGUGAUCGCCGCCUGUGCCAAACUGAUUAAGAGCCGUUGGAGAUUGAUCUGAUCAUCAUCGGUGGCAUAGUGAAGCUUAACGGUUUGCAAGUUAUCCGCUUGCCAGUGUAAUAGAAAGUUCGAAACGAAAAUGUCAGUCUAUUUAGAAGUGAGCACAAAUUGUGACGACGAAAUGUACGACAGUGGAAACGGAAUGAUAAAUUCAUCCAGCCAGCAGAAUCUACUGACUCUCCAGAGCAUAGCUAGUCUCUCUCAUCCGAACUGUUUAUUCAAUCAUAGCCCGCAGAACAACGAACCACAUGGAAAGACUGAAAAGCGAAAACUUCUGUGGGCAAUAGUUUUCACAUUACUUUUUAUGUUAGCUGAAUUUGUAGGGGGUUAUCUGUCCGGCAGUUUAGCCAUCAUGACUGAUGCCGCACAUUUAAUGUCCGACUGCAUCAGUUUCCUGAUAGCGGUCAUCUCGAUAUGGAUCUCGAAUAAACCUCCCGACGGAAAAAUGUCUUUUGGAUAUAGACGAAUAGAGGUCGUCGGAGCACUAUUGUCUAUCUUUGGCAUCUGGACACUAACUGUGUUUCUGGUGGUUCUUUCCGUCCAGCGAUUGCUUGUCGAUGACUUCGAAAUCGAUGCCGACACCAUGAUCAUCGUUUCUGUUCUGGGUGUCGUGAUGAAUAUCGCCACCGCUUCCAUUCUGCAUGGCUCAUGUAGCGUAGUACCUCACACUCACCACGGUCAUUCCCACGGGCACUCGCAGAAUCAUGUGCACUCCAGUGCCCACACGGUACCUAUUAUACAGGUUCGAGACUCGAGUCCUAGAUCACGGUCUCGAUCGCGUUCACCACGAAAAAAGAAACCUCACCAAAGGCUGGAGAAACUGAAAAUCUACGAUGAGAAAAAAUGUGACAAUAUGGAACAGCUAAUAAUUCCGAACAUGCCACCAAGCCCGAGUGUCAGUCCUUUCAGCUCGGUACCUAAUACCAGGCAUAAUUCAUUUACAGUUAAUUCACCCACGCCGAGACCAAAUUUGGAGAGUAUGUUGCAUUUGGCUAAAACGAAACUGAAAACGGAAGCGUUGCGCCAACGGAUGAGUAUCGAUGCAACUGCUCACUCUCCGGAUAUCAUCAGUUCCAACAAAUUUGUAUACAAUAAAAUGAACGCCGAUAAUAGCUCCUCAUUGAGCCCUACCAUAAGAACCAGUGUAGCUAGUUACAAUUCAUCUUCCAACGAGGAUGUGUGUUCCGAGCACCAUCAUAAUCACCACAACCACCAUCACCACCAUCAUGACCAUGGGGACGAAAACCUCAAUGUUCGAGCCGCGAUUAUUCACGUCAUUGGAGACUUCAUCCAAAGCAUCGGGGUACUUAUCGCUGCCAUCAUUAUUAAAUUUGCCCCAACUAUGAAAGUGGUUGACCCUAUUUGUACCUUCAUGUUCUCGUUGAUCGUGCUAUGUACGACGGUGCGAAUCUUCCAAGAUUCGAUGAGGAUAUUGCUGGAUGCGGUGCCAUCCAGCGUAGCGGUAGAUAAACUCAACACCGAGCUCGGAUGCAUUUCCGGGGUGAAGGCAGUCCAUGAACUGAACGUGUGGAGCAUUUCCACUGGACUGAACGUGAUGACGGUUCAUCUUAUGGUUGAUCCAAUAGCCAAUACGGGUGAAAUCCUAGUCGCUGCCAACACAAUUGCUCAGAGAGGUUUUAAUAUAAGUAAAUGUACAGUACAAAUAGAGAGAAUGAAAUUUUGUACUUAGUCAGUAUGAUCGCAAUGAUAGAUUAAUUAGAAAAAAAAAUUUAAUCCACCUAGUGUUGUAAUGAUGUCUUUGUCACCAACGAAUAUAUGAGAACUCGAUGAAA
This is a messenger RNA of Malaya genurostris, 2117 nucleotides long. It is a transcript of the gene ZnT41F, whose product is annotated as proton-coupled zinc antiporter SLC30A2. The record is from RefSeq and is a predicted model, not a curated record. The transcript is spliced from 6 exons. Gene Ontology annotation, molecular function: zinc ion transmembrane transporter activity. Gene Ontology annotation, cellular component: plasma membrane. Lineage: Eukaryota; Metazoa; Arthropoda; Insecta; Diptera; Culicidae. Gene Ontology annotation, biological process: zinc ion transmembrane transport; response to zinc ion. Bases 404 to 2014 code for a protein of 536 amino acids.